Messenger RNA from Penicillium malachiteum, 2823 nucleotides. Its product is annotated as M1 family metallopeptidase. The record is from RefSeq and is a predicted model, not a curated record. Gene Ontology annotation, biological process: proteolysis; peptide catabolic process. NCBI's taxonomy places the organism in Eukaryota, Fungi, Ascomycota, Eurotiomycetes, Eurotiales, Aspergillaceae. Gene Ontology annotation, cellular component: cytoplasm. The transcript is spliced from 3 exons. The coding region runs from base 1 to 2823 and encodes 940 amino acids. Gene Ontology annotation, molecular function: metalloaminopeptidase activity; peptide binding; zinc ion binding.
AUGCGACGUUUCUCCACGCGUGCGCUGCUUCAUUCAAAAGCAAAGCCACCGCUUCUAUCCGCCAGAUCCCCCCUCCCCCUCUCUAUCUCCGCUUCUCGUUUUACUCCGACUCCAAGACCCAAUCGUUUACGUUCCUCUCCCCUCGCUCAAACCUCCAAGAGAUACUGUUCCUACCGCAGAAUGUGUCACGCUCGUCGCGACGAGGUCUCUGGCUCGACCAAUGUCCAGGGCCGUGAGGUCCUGCCGACUAAUGUCAAGCCGGUGCAUUACGAUUUGACCCUCGAACCCAAUUUCGAGAAGUUUACCUAUGAUGGAACAGUCUUGAUUGACUUGAACGUCAACGAAGACACCGACUUCAUCUCCCUCAACUCCAACGAGAUCACAAUCCACAGCGCAGCCGUUCUGUCCAAGGGCACAGUCGUCGAGUCGAACCCUCAGAUUUCCAUGAAGAAGGAUGAUCAAACCGCUACCAUUAAGUUCAACCAGGCCCUCGCGGCCGGCUCCGAUGCCCAGCUGAAGCUCACCUUCACUGGUAUCUUGAAUGACAACAUGGCCGGUUUCUACCGAUCCUCAUACAAGGAGAAUGGCGAAACCAAAUACAUCGCCUCGACUCAGAUGGAGCCUACCGAUGCUCGCCGUGCCUUCCCUUGCUUCGACGAGCCCGCGCUCAAGGCCAAGUUCACUGUGACCCUGGUGGCUGACAAGAGCAUGACCUGCUUGAGCAACAUGGAUGUCGCUUCCGAGAGUGACGUCGAGGGUGGUAAGAAGGCAGUCAAGUUCAACACCUCGCCCGUGAUGUCCACAUACUUGGUCGCCUUCAUUGUCGGUCACCUCAACUACGUUGAGACCAACGCCUUCCGAGUCCCAGUCCGUGUUUACGCAACCCCCGAUCAGGAUAUCGAGCACGGUCGUUUCUCUCUUGAGCUCGCUGCGAAGACCCUCGCCUUUUACGAGAAGGCCUUCGAUAAUGACUUCCCGCUGCCCAAGAUGGACAUGGUGGCAGUGCCCGACUUCAGCGCGGGAGCCAUGGAGAACUGGGGUCUGAUCACCUACCGUAUUGUAGAUGUACUGCUGGAUGAGAAGACUGCCGGUGCUUCGCGCAAGGAGCGUAUCGCCGAGACUGUUCAGCACGAAUUGGCUCACCAGUGGUUUGGUAACUUGGUUACUAUGGACUUCUGGGAUGGUCUGUGGUUGAAUGAGGGUUUCGCUACCUGGAUGUCCUGGUACUCGUGUAACGUGUUCUACCCUGAAUGGAAGGUCUGGCAGACCUACGUCAUCGACAACCUCCAGAGUGCUCUAUCCCUCGACUCUCUGCGCAGCAGUCACCCCAUUGAGGUGCCUGUCAAGCGUGCCGAUGAGAUUAACCAGAUUUUCGAUGCUAUCUCCUACUCCAAGGGAUCCUCCGUGCUGCGCAUGAUUUCCAAGUACCUGGGAGAAGAUGUCUUCCUCCAGGGUGUUCGCGACUACAUCCGCAAGCACGCUUACGGUAACACUGAGACUGGUGAUCUGUGGGCUGCCCUGGCUAACGCUAGCGGCAAGCCCGUCCAGUCCGUCAUGGAUAUCUGGACCAAGAACGUCGGUUUCCCUGUCAUCAGCGUGACUGAGAACCCCGAGUCCUCGUCCAUCAGCUUGAAGCAGAACCGUUUCCUGCGUACUGGUGACGUCCGUCCCGAGGAGGAUAAGGUCCUCUACCCCUGCAUGCUGGGACUUCGCAGCAAGGACUCUGUUGACGAGAACACCAUGUUGACUGAGCGCGAGGGAGAGUUCAAGGUUCCUGACCUUGACUUCUUCAAGCUCAACGCCGAUCACUCCGCCAUCUACCGUACCUCUUACUCCCCCGAGCGUCUCCGUAAGCUGGGUCAGGCUGCUCGUGAGGGUCUCCUCACCGUUGAGGACCGCGCUGGUAUGAUUGCCGACUCUGGUGCUUUGGCUGCUUCUGGUUUCCAGAAGACCUCUGGUAUGCUCUCUCUUCUCCAGGGUCUCGACACCGAGUCCGAGUUUGUCGUCUGGACCGAGAUGCUUUCCCGUAUCGCUACCCUGCGCAGCGCAUGGCUCUUCGAGGAUGACAAGACCAAGGCUGCUCUCAAGGCUUUCCAGCGUUCCCUGGUUUCCAACAAGGCUCACGAGCUUGGCUGGGAGUUCUCUGAAAAUGACGACCACAUCCUGCAGCAGUUCAAGGCUUUGAUGUUCGGUUCCGCUGGUAUGGCCGAUGAUGCUGUUGUUAUCAAGGCUGCUCAGGACAUGUUCGCCCGCUUUGCUGCUGGUGACGUCUCCGCCAUCCACCCCAACAUCCGCGGCAGUGUUUUCACUAUCGUUCUGAAGCACGGUGGUCUUAAGGAGUACGAGGUUGUCCUGGACCGUUUCCGUCACGCCCCAACUUCCGAUGAGAAGACCACUGCUCUGCGCUGCCUUGGUGCCGCUGAGGACCCUGCUCUUAUCCAGCGCACCCUGGGCCUUGCCAUGUGUGAUGAGGUUAAGAACCAGGAUAUCUACAUGCCUCUGAGCGGCCUGCGCAACUCCGCGGUCGGUAUCCAGACUCGCUGGACCUGGCUCCAGGAGAACUGGGACCUUAUCUACCAGCGUCUUCCCCCAUCUCUCGGUAUGCUGGGCACUGUUGUGCAGUUGACCACUGCUUCCUUCUGCACUCAGGCCCAACUUGACGAGGUCAAGGCCUUCUUUGACGCCAAGGACACUAAGGGCUACGACCGUGCCGUUGAGCAGAGUCUGGACGCUAUCCGCGCCAAGGUUAGCUGGGUCGAGCGUGACAACAAGGACGUAGAGUCCUGGCUCGACCAGAAUAAGUACCUCCAGAGCAAGCUGUAA